Molecule: messenger RNA, 4417 nt
Organism: Anopheles coustani
Lineage: Eukaryota; Metazoa; Arthropoda; Insecta; Diptera; Culicidae
Product: solute carrier family 35 member F5
Exons: 8
Coding region: 404-1741 (445 amino acids)
Biological process (GO): regulation of peptide transport
Cellular component (GO): membrane
Source: RefSeq, a predicted model, not a curated record
GAAAAAGAAAAGUGAAGUGCUUCGUGACGAAGAAAGAUUGAAUCUUUAUGUUACGGUGUUUUUCAUGAUCAAGUGCCCGGUUUUUAAGUGUUCAACCGCUCAAAUCAGUAGCCGAAUGUAGUGUUUUAGUCGAACUAUCAAAGAAAACAUAACUAUGCUCUAUAACUAUACACGCAUCUGAAAGGCACGAAAAAUGGAGUGCCAUCCAAGGAUCGUAAGGUAAAUAAACUACCCCAUAAGAGCGCACAUACGACCGGUACCGAGAACGGCAAACAAGAGAACGAAACUGCCACCAAAAUCCCCACAAAAGGAUCCACCGAGCGGUGCAGAAGAAAUUACGAUCUCAACCAAAUCAGCGGAAAAAAGACACCGCCCACUACGGCACUACGUGCCUGCGUGGUGUAUGAAGGGUGGAAAAAUGUUAAAUAAGGCACAAAAACUAGUGCUCGGAAUAGUGUUACUGGUGCUGGUCGAUAUAAUAUGGGUCUCAUCGAGCGAACUAACCAAGUUUCUCUACGAAAAUGAAAACUACGAUAAGCCCUUUUUCUGCACGUACUUCAAGGCGUCGAUGUUCACCAUUUACUUGAUAGUACUCGGUUUAAUUGCACCCUGGAAGGAAAGCUGCACCCGGAAUGGAAACUAUUCGCUGAUGGAAACAAUCGAAGAGGACGAAGGAUACUACGCCAAUGGGACGUCCAGUUUGAGUGAUUCAUCGUUCGUGCCCAUCAAAGCGGACUCGCAGGUGUCCGGUACGGAGAGCGACGAUUCCAGCAUUCGCAGCGUGCGCUUCAGCAAGGUGGCCGAAGUACGCGAAAUGUCACCGCACGAAGCAUCCGAGGCCCUCAUGUCGAGACUGUCGUACGCGGCAAGCUUACGAGUGCACCGACAAAAGUCCCACCACAAAACGGCACGCACGGCAUUGCUCUUCUGUGUGCUGUGGUUUAUUGCCAACUAUAUGUUUCAGCUCGCGUUGGAACCAAGCGAGACGGCAAUGGUAACGCUGCUCAGUUCCAGCUCGAGUUUUUUCACGCUCAUUCUGGCCGCAAUGUUUCCUUCAUCCUGUGGGGACAAAUUUACCUUCUCCAAGUUUUUCGCCGUUUUGCUGAGCAUCUCCGGAGCGGUGAUGGUCUCGCUGUCGGAGCUGGAUCAACCAAAAAUGUCCCGCGGGAUUGUCCUCGCACUGCUGAGUGCAUUUUUCUACGCGUCCUAUCUGGUGCUAGUCAAACGUAAGAGCGACACCGAGGAGAAGAUCAGCAUUCCGUUGUUUUUCGGUUUCGUCGGGCUGUGGAACUUGCUGCUUCUGUGGCCACUGCUUUUUGUGCUAAAUUUUUCGCAGCUCGAAGUGUUCGAGCUUCCAUCGAGACGUCAAUUUGUGGUCCUGUUUCUAAACGGGCUCAUCGGAACGGUGCUAUCGGAGGCUCUCUGGCUGUGGGGUUGCUUCCUUACUUCAUCCCUUAUCGGAACGGUGGCGAUUUCGCUGCAAAUACCCCUGGCCAUGGUGUUCGAUAUGGUGCUGCAUGGUAAGACCUACCCGCUGCUGUUCUAUCUCGGUUCGCUCCCGAUGUUCCUCUCGUUGGUGUUGGUGGCCUUUUUGGUAAAGUUCGACGACUGUGAUCCGCUCCUCAAGUUUGGCAAGCUAAUGUACCGACGGUUGUGGCACUGCCGGAAGGCAAACGUCAUCCGGAUACCGGACCUUGAGGAGCAGCACGAAUCGCUGAUCGACGGUAGUCAUGAUAACUAAAGCCAGCAAGAAGGCCACAUGGUAAGAUCAGGCUGUAGGCCCAUCCUAAAGAUUUGAAGAAGAAUUUGAAAUGAUUUAAAGAUCGUUUACUCGACGGUGCACGAACCGAUCGUCCCGGAAGGCGAUGUUUGUUUGUUCUCAAUAAGCGGUGCAAUUUUGAGCAGGAAACCGUUAUUCUUAUUUAGGCGGCCCUCGAGUUAAGUCACAUCUACUUAUCCACUUGAGAGAUUAUGAUUGUUAAGAUCACCAAAGUGUUCUUGCUUGAACGAAACAUUAUACCGACUAUUCGAAACUCAUUCCGGAAAUCAACAAGUGGUAUUCCUCAAGCGAUGCUUGUGGUUUGCUAUAAAUCGGCUGCUAAAGGAAGGCGAAAUUAUGACCGUUCUUGCGAACGCAUUUUUUUAAUAAUUACCGACCACCAGUGUUAGUUUAAAGUUGAUGGGAUAUAACCAUUUGACAAACCUUUAUUUCAACGAUUUUGUUCUUUCCAUCGGCCUACUUUGCAUUCGUCUUUAUUACCAGUGAAGGCAAACCCUUCUUGCGGUCGUCUCUUCACAGCCGGUCGCCGUAAGAACAAGAGAACUAUUCAGUAUUAUCACUAUUGAUUUGAAUUUCACUGUUUCUAAAUUAUCUGACCAACGCUUUAAUAUGUGUUAGAAUUGAAUCAUACAAUUUUUCGUGUCUCGAAUAAAUGUACUCUGUAUGUUUAUUUCAAUAAAGUCAGGUAUGAGUUGUGAAAAAGCACUAGCACGAACAAUAGGAAGCAACCUCUCCGCCUACCCAGUUUGUGUGUGGCCAGUCAAUCGUUUUAUGCUAGCACUUUACAGUAUUAGUUCGUCACCGAAUCACAUCACCCGUCGGAUGGCCGAACAGACGAAGCGAGAAGGCGUCCUUCGAGAAGAUACGUCAGGAGGCAAUAAGUGAGUGUGUUUGUCUACUUUGAUUAAGAAAAAAAAAUGAGGAAUUGUUCGAGCGCACACUACGCAAUACAUACUACUACACAAACUGAUGAGGCUUAAAUCGGUUUGAGCCGUGUUACGGGUCAAACGCACCCUCCGCCAGAGAGGAAAGCGAGCACACAAACAGCAACCACAAGUAGAAGGAAAAUGGGAAAAACCAGCUAGCCAGUAGUAGAUACUAUUUUGUAUUUGAGUUUUUGAUUGUGAUAUAUAAACGUAGGGUAUACACGAAGAAAUUAAGUAUUCGACACACGAUGCAGUCUAGUGGCGUGGAUGAGCGUUAUAAAGGCAAAUCUAAAAGACUAAAAGAAAGAUCAGAAAGCUAUAGAGCGCGGCGACGAAAUUGGAUUUCUGCCGCCGUUUGUAAAUGUACGAUUAGUGUCACCAUUACGUUCUUUAAGUAUUAGUUUUCGAUUUUCUGCCUCUUCACUGAUUUCUUGCCCCGCUGGAUCAUGUUACGAAUGGUUCUAAAUGCAUGUUGGUGCGAUAAAGCGUACACAGUCGAGUAGUGACUGCCGAAAGUAUCGGUAUAUUAUUUUGUAAAAAAUUAUUCCCUCAAUUAAGGUUAAUAUAAUUGUUUUGCAACUGUGAGAAUUCCCCUACAAACUAUCAAACUAUAGAAAAGUAAAUGUUUGAAAACCUUGAAACCAUUCCUUCGUACCCAUUAAAUGUUCACUUAUUAACUAGAGCACAACUGCUUCACGAGACGCCGCACCACUUUAAUCCCGUGAGUGUCCUCACUAUGUGUUCCCGAAACAGUUACAAGACUUGGCACAGCCUUGGCUCCACCCAGUACACAUACCUAAGGAAGUUGUUGGAGUUUAGCGUGUAAACAAAAAAAAACAAAACAAAAACUAUAGUAGUCGGAAGCAGCAUGUUUUUUGGAAAGAACUACACGCAACUUAAACUCUACGAACAUCUUUGUGAGAUUGAAUUGAAACCGAAACUAAAAACAAAAAACAAGCAUACACCUAUACACGGUAGCAAAACAAAUGGGCAACAAUAUUAACCGAGUAUUUCGUUAGGGGACAGGAAAACAAAAGCGUGAAAGAAAGCGCGAGUCCGGAGGCAUGGACCGGGCAUGUGGCACAGCAUAGCGAAGAUGAGAGCAGCAUUCCUUGUGGUAGGAUAGGUUUUUGUACAAUUUAUAUGUGAUACAAACAAAGCCCAUUUAUUGAAUAAGAUUUACACUUACUGUUCGUAGCCGAACGAGGAUGCGUGAAACAGAGAAGAAAUGGUCAGUAAGUAGCGUGGGGCGUUGGAGGCGAAAAUAUAUUAUUGGAAAAAUCCAUAGUAGUUGAACAAUAAACAGAAAAAAAGCAACACAUUUAAAGCAGCAUACACAAAUAUAAUACGGAACACAAUUUUACACCAACGUAGUCAUAUAAUGAUGAUAACGAAAGGCAAAGUGGCAAAGGCAGAGUGUAAUUGAAUGAUGUGUUGCCUAGAACUUUACCGAUCCGAUGCAAGCACACCCGUUUUUCUUUACUUGGUAGUAGAUCUUCACUGCGGUCUGAGCGGGGUAAAAGACGAUAACGAUGAGUCCGUUGUUAAAUGGCCGCCGGUAUGUUAAAUUCUAAGGCUAUAAAGAGCUCCUUACACGGGUUGGGCGAAUAGCCGGGAGAAGGGCAAUAUACACGCAUCAGUGAAGCACCGGAACUGUGUUGUAACCUGUAAUAGAAUAAAACCAAACCCCAAGUGAAGAAACAAUUUUCUG